UCAAGUGCUGUUAUUCAAAGUAAGAAAUCAAUUUCUAGAGCCUACAGUGUAUCUGAGUAUAAAAAUGAACUCGCAUUUGUACUGCAUAACUAAAUUAAGUUGGCUGCUGGUAUUCAUGCUGGUUUUCUGGCAUCGUGCCGCUCAAGGAUUACCUUCUUUUUCACCAAAUGAGUGUGAACCCGGCCUUUCACUGGAUCCCAGAGAGUGUGCGCAUGGCGCCUUCGACUUAAAUAUGAACCGCACGAAUUGCGAACCUCGUAUGGUUUGUUACAGGAAUAUAGGUGAGCCUUGCCAGGAGCUUGUCGCUAGCAGCAAUUGUUUGCCACCGCURGUUUGUAAUUGUGGUAAGUGUAGUGAAGUGUUGAGCUACUUAUGCCGCAAAAAAAUGCCACCGAUAUUGAAUAUGUCAAAGCGCAUGAAACCGGUUUAUACGGAAUACGUCUAUUAAAAUUGCAUUAGAUGCUGUAGCUUCAAACAAAAUUUUAGAUGGACAAAGAUGAAAAGCACCGAACCAAAGGACUCGCGAUUGAAACUUGAUAUACAGUUAUAAAAUAUGAAAAAUUAAUCCAAGUAACAUGCUAAAAUGCGUAAAAGAUGUAUAUUCAUAUAUAUAUUCAGUAUUGAUUUAGCCUUAAGUAUAAUGUAUGCUCUGAGCCGGUAGUAAACUUAAAAAUGUUAAACAA
Bactrocera latifrons is the source of this 683-nucleotide messenger RNA. RefSeq lists its product as uncharacterized. The record is from RefSeq and is a predicted model, not a curated record. The coding region runs from base 65 to 448 and encodes 127 amino acids. NCBI's taxonomy places the organism in Eukaryota, Metazoa, Arthropoda, Insecta, Diptera, Tephritidae. The transcript is spliced from 3 exons.